AUGCCUAGGGUAUUACUGUUUGUCAAUACUGUUAACACAACAGAUCUAAAAUCAUCCUUUUUUCCAAAACUUUAUGAAAAUUGUUUUCAAUUUGCCAACGUUAAUUAUUUAACUAUCGCCGUAUUGCCUCGGAUUACCGACGCAAUGCAUUUGGAUGACAUUUUAGGUCUUAUAUAUAGUAAAGCUCGUGAAAUAUUACUUAGCUCUGGUAAUUUUGAAAUCAAAGUUGAUGUUUUGUUCAAUAAACCAAAAGAUUUUUACACAACUCAAACUUGGGAUUGUGUUUUUAUUCCAAAGGAUUUAGAGCAUUCUUUUAAGGAAAAGUUUCUCAGGGUGGAAUUUUAUUCAUUUUCUGGUACUGAACAAAUAGAAACCUUCUCAAAAGAUGAACCAAAAUAUACUGAAAAUUUUUACAAAGUUAGUGCUUUGGGGGGCACAUUUGACCAUAUACACGAUGGCCAUAAAAUUCUACUUAGUGUUGCUGCAUUUUUGACAAGCAAAAAGCUUAUAAUAGGUAUAACACAUGAUAAAUUAUUGGUGAAUAAAAAGUACAAAGAAUUUCUUCAGCCAAUCGAAGUUAGAGAAUCCAAUGUAAAGAAUUUUUUGAACUUAAUAAAACCAGGUCUAAAAAUCGAACUUGUUCGUAUAAAGGAUGUCUGUGGUCCAACAGGUACAGCACCGGAUAUUGAAGCUUUAGUGGUAAGUAGAGAAACAGUCAAGGGGGGUGAAACAGUUAACAACACAAGGCAAGCGCAUGGAUUGUGUCCUUUAAAAAUAUUUGUCGUUAACGUAUUGGGUGGCAGAGAAGAAGAUGGUUGGAAAGAAAAAGUUAGCAGUACACACUUGCGCGAAUUAGAACAACUAAAGCAAGAUCACUGCAACAAAAUAUUACAUCCCAAAUAA
Saccharomycodes ludwigii is the source of this 903-nucleotide messenger RNA. RefSeq names its product putative pantetheine-phosphate adenylyltransferase (gene CAB4). Gene Ontology annotation, biological process: coenzyme A biosynthetic process. Gene Ontology annotation, molecular function: dephospho-CoA kinase activity. Lineage: Eukaryota; Fungi; Ascomycota; Saccharomycetes; Saccharomycodales; Saccharomycodaceae. The record is from RefSeq and is a predicted model, not a curated record. The coding region runs from base 1 to 903 and encodes 300 amino acids. The transcript has a single exon.